UUCUUCAGUCGCUACACUAUACUAUAAGACCAUAAGGUCAUAUUUAAAGUAUAGAUAAAAAUAUGCUUUAUUAGUUAUCGAUUUUUAUUGAAAAAUGACACUGGAAGCAGAAUCUCAAUCAAUCUGAUCUGUUAGUUCAUGUAUAGAUGAAAAUACUCCAAACGGUUUUUGAUUUCAGUAAGGUGCUGCGAUAAGCAUUAGUCAAUUGUCUUUGAUCAAGUACGCAUAAGAAGUUGGAGAACGUCGCAAUGAGUUACGAAAAUACUGAAUAUUUUCCAGAGGAAUUCAAAAUGUUGUAUGAAAUAGCCGGUGGUAAAAUGUAUACGACAAUAGAAACCUCACAAGUUGAAGAGAAACAUAAGGAAGUACAGAUCGGUAAACCCGUUAAGAUGGCAAAAAAGAGAAUAGCACAUGUUCCAAAAUAUAUAGAUGAUGUGGAAGUUAUUGCUAUCGAUUAUAAUCCAAACAUCGAAUCCAGAAAAAUCCCUGAAGAGCAAACUGACAUACAACGGAUUAUUUCUAAGCAGAAACUUAUUGAUAAAGUGAUUCCUCAAAUGGCAGACAAUACAUUGGUAAAUUGUAACGAUGUAUUAUUAUCAAAUUCUGAAAAUAAUAGAAAAAGAAAAAGGACUGAUCGAAAUGUAUGUGCUGCAAAACAAGUAAAAUUAGAACUCUCCGGAAAUAUGAUGGAAAACUGCACAAGACCAAGGAAACCUCAAAAACAAUCGGUUAAGGAAAAUAUGUCUUCAAAUUUACAAAAUGUUGUAGCUGGUAAGGAACCUUUGAAACCACAAAAGGUUCGACAAUAAAAAAUGGAUCCAAGAAUGGCGUUAUUGAAGAAAUGUAGACAACUAAAAAAGCGAACAUAAAAAUAUA
Molecule: messenger RNA, 876 nt
Organism: Teleopsis dalmanni
Lineage: Eukaryota; Metazoa; Arthropoda; Insecta; Diptera; Diopsidae
Exons: 2
Coding region: 249-809 (186 amino acids)
Source: RefSeq, a predicted model, not a curated record